Molecule: messenger RNA, 3201 nt
Organism: Hymenoscyphus albidus
Lineage: Eukaryota; Fungi; Ascomycota; Leotiomycetes; Helotiales; Helotiaceae
Source: the annotation of a GenBank genome assembly
CAUCCGACACAAUUGUAUUAGUCUUUGGUAAACCUCAGGAUAAUAAAAAAUCGAUUCCAGCAAUUCAAGAUGAGCCCAAAGUACGCAAAAGAUCAACCCGCGGGCUUCACCAACCGUAUCGAAAACGUCGCUAUCGUUGGUGUAAGUAUUUAUCUUGCUGUUUCCGUUUUUCCCCUCGGGGGAAUAUGGACAUGAAUUUUAUAGUGUCAAGAAAGCCGCCAGAAGCCAGAUCCUAGCUAACCAAUCUUUCCAAGGUCGGCGGGCAAGUUGGUAGCUAUAUCACCAAACACCUCAUCAACACCAAGAAGCAUGUCAUCACGGCCAUCACUAGAAGUGACAGCACAAGCGAGUUUCCCGAGAGUGUCAAGGUCGCCAAGGUCGAUUAUGACAAUGAGCAAAGUCUCAUCGAUGCGCUCCAGGGGCAGAAGUUCCUGAUCAUCUCCCUGGCUGUCAUGGCACCCAAAGACACGGAGCAGAAGCUCAUUAAAGCCGCGGCUGCAGCUGGCGUGCCCUGGAUCCUGCCCAACUCCUACACGGCAGACUUGGAGAACAAAAGGCUCUGCAACGAGAACCUCAACGGCGCUGGCGUGCUGGCGAGCAUUGAUGCUAUUGAGAAUGCCGGCGUAUCUUCAUCGGUGGCGCUUGUGUCCUCUUACUGGUACGAAUUCUCGCUCGCGGUGCCUGCGCACUACGGGUUUGAUAUCACGGCGAAGAAGGUUGAAUUGAUUGACGACGGCAACACCAAGAUCAACACGACCACCUGGGACCAAUGUGGUCGUGCCAUCGCUGUCUUGCUCAGCCUGAAAGAACUCCCGGAGAAUGAGAAAGACGACUCGGUUACGCUCUCUCGCUGGCGCAACGAGUCGCUCUAUGUCUCGAGCUUCCUCGUCUCGCAGCGUGACAUGCUUGCCAGCUUGAAUAGGGUGCUAGGAACGAAGGACCGACUGGGAGACCCAGUCGGAGCCGCACCAGGAACGCUACAACCGCGGUAUGAAGGAGCUGCAGGAGGGCAACAUGGCGGGCUUUGCGACUGCCCUGUACAUCCGCGGAUUCUUCCCCAAUGGCGAUGGCAACUACGAGGCUAAGUAUGGACUUGCAAAUGAAGCUCUCGGUCUACCCAAGGAGGACCUGGACGAAGCUACCAGUACAGCCAUGGCCAUGGUGAAAAGGGGCUGGAACCCGUACACCAACCGCAAGUGACAGAGCUUACUGGUACUCUUACCUCCAAACUAUAACUCCGAACUCUUCAGCCCGGAGUAAUUGAACAUCACAUUCACAUUGUACUCAUGUACGAGCACAGAUUCCGUUGAGCUCCAUUUCAAUAUGCGUCUACAUGUAUAUAGAAAGUAAAGAUGCUCUUUUGCCCUAGUCACUUAUCCGUCUCGUGUCGAUUUCUUGUGCGCAAUUUGAAUUAGAACCUGAGAACCCCUCUGAACGUUCCCCUGCUGCAAUGUUUGACUUGAAUGAAACCUUCGGCAGUCACUUAUCUCCAUUAGCCCAGAUUCUGCUCCCAUCCUCUGCCAACUACGAAGCGUUAGUGACCCCGCGAUGGAGUACAUGGGAAGCGCCAUCAUUUAUCGGCACUAUCAAGCCGGCGACGGACGAUGAUGUGGCAAUUAUUGUAAAUUUCAUUCUUCAUCCUCAUCUCCUAGUCCUGGAACUGACACCUGUGGACGUGGCUUUAGGUCAAACUCAGUGUGAAGCACAAACUCCCUUUCUUCGCUACAGGCGGCGGCCAUGGCACCGGAUCAGGCUACGGAACAGUGCAGAAUGCUGUCAACGUCGACCUACAAAAUUUCAACAGUGUCCAGAUAGAUGCCGCAAACGAUGAACUCACGAUGGGUGGUGGAACUGCCUCUGCGCAGAUCUACGGGCCACUUUACGAGCUUGGAAAAGAGUUGCGUAAGAGAAAACCAUGCCAUUUCUGGGACUUUGUCUCACCAUCAAGUGCGGCACUAACGCGUGCAACACAUACAGCAACUGGGAAUUCUCCAUGUGUGGGCUUGGUCGGUCUAACCAUUGGGGGUGGAAUUGGAACGCUACAGGGGAAGCAUGGCCUUGCGCUAGAUUCUCUGCUGUCAGUCAGAAUGGUAACAGCUAAGGGAGACAUCCUCACCGCUUCUAAAACCGUGAACAAAGAUCUUUUCUGGGCCAUCCGCGGUGCUGGGGCCAACUUUGGUAUCAUCACAUCUGCCACUUAUAGAAUAUACAAUGCGACCAAUGAAGGCAUGGUCGUCAAUGCUGAUUUUGAGUUUCAUGGUUCCCUCAGCCGUCAGGUGUGGAACGUGAUAAAGUCCUUUGACAAAUAUAUAGCCCCGGAGCUCUCAGUCAUCUGUUCAGCAGGAUGGAACCCAACCACAAAUCAGGUCAGUAAUUACUAUCUCAUAUUAGCCUCUAGCAUUCAAACCUAUAUCUCAUCGCUAAAUGACCCCUUCCGCUCUCCUGAAUACAGUCAGAAAUAAAUGUCAACGCCGUAUAUUACGGUUCAGAAGUACAAGCCAAGAAAUACUUGGCAAGAUUCAUUGAACUCAGUUGGAGCCGAUCGAAAAUUUCUAGUGUUCGCUGGCCAGAACUGUCAGAUGCAGCCCAGUUUGGGCAAGAAGGGAAGGCUUCAUGUAUCACCGGCAACCAUGUCAACAUCUACACUGUAGGCCUCGGACAAACCGAUACAGAAACUCUCCAAACAGUAUUCGAGAAGUUGAUCGCCUUCGCCAAGUCACAUGCUGGCUUCAACGGGAGGUUUGGAAUGCAGCGCUACAGCAAUGUAGCGACCAUGGCAACCCCGCAGCAUGAGACUGUCUACCCAUGGCGCGAGAUCAAAACACAGGUGUAAGAAGAUCCCCCCUAUUCUGAAAAGAUAAUAAAAUGUGUUUCAAGCAAACUUGUCAGCUAAUGGAUUCGAAAACAGGCUCUUGAGAAACUGGUACAAGGAUCCUUCACUGGACGUUGACGUUGAUCCGUUCAUGCGAGAGGUGCGUUCUCUCUUGGCGUCAACAAGUGGAUUCAAUGAAGUACAACCUUACCUCAACUACGCACAUGGAGAUGAGGGUCCCAAAGCUUGGUAUGGAGUAUCUCUGCCAAAGUUGAUGAAACUCAAGUCAAAGUGGGAUCCGUCGAGCCUCUUUGGGAGAGCUUGUCCUGUCCCUUUUCAUGCAGGAAGUGAUUAGAUGAAUCAAGAUACCCCUUGAACUAGUAUGAAAU